This is a messenger RNA of Mytilus californianus (California mussel), 4559 nucleotides long. RefSeq lists its product as uncharacterized. NCBI's taxonomy places the organism in Eukaryota, Metazoa, Mollusca, Bivalvia, Mytilida, Mytilidae. The transcript has 11 exons. Gene Ontology annotation, cellular component: adherens junction; Z disc; stress fiber. Bases 101 to 3217 code for a protein of 1038 amino acids. Gene Ontology annotation, biological process: actin cytoskeleton organization; muscle structure development. The record is from RefSeq and is a predicted model, not a curated record. Gene Ontology annotation, molecular function: muscle alpha-actinin binding; actin binding.
UUAAAUUAUCUUUGUAGCUGCAUCUUCCAAAAUUUUCGUACAUUCCUCUUGCCACCUUCUCUUUCAGAAUAUUGCCCAGUAGAAGGGCUGGGCUUUAAAUAUGGAAACUAUUUGGCUACAGAGGUCCAGUGGCGAGGUCCCCUGGGGAUUUCGUUUGCAAGGGGGACGUGAAUUCGCUCAGCCUUUAUCAGUACAGAAGGUAACACCAGGAAGUGUGGCAGGGAAUGUUCUCGUUCCUGGAGAUAUAGUUUUGAAGAUCGGUAACAACAACGUAACAAACGUUUCUCACAACGAAGGACAGGAUUUGAUAAGAUAUUCUGGAGAUCUUUUACAGUUAACGAUCAAAAGAUGUCCAAGAGUUGCAGCUAGUGCUCCAGUAAGUCCAACACCUAUGUCCCAGUAUAAUCAGUACUGCACACAAUCAGAAAGUCCCAGUUCUUUCAGGAGUUUGUCACCAGUCUCAGAUAACUAUCCUAUGUACCAACAAGGAUACCCUUAUCAACAAAGAAUGUACCCUGACGAACGUGACAGUCCUAGACAGUUUGCAUCAUUACCAAGACAUGCAGGCGGAUAUAGAAACUAUCAGGACCAAUAUGAACCUCAACAACCACGACGUGAAGAAUACAGCACACAGACUAUGCCAAAACCGACACCGUACCGCCCAAAUGCUGGAUUUCAGCAACCAUACAGUCAAAUGAGAAAUGCAAAUGAAAAUUACGGUCCAGGGUACAAUACAUCACCUUACAGUCGUGAACAACAGCAACAGGUCAUGUACGAUCCAUACCAGCCAGAUCCUUACCAGAACCGAUCACCAGGUCCAAACUUCAGUCCUGGUCCUCCUGGAUAUGGCAUAGCACCACCAACUUACGGAGAAACACAACAAAGAAGAGGAAGUAAUACAAGUGGUCCAUCUUACUCAAGACAAACAUCAUCAAAUAUGUAUCAAAAUCAGAACGUUCCCUCGUAUGACUCUCAGCCAGGUAAUAAUGGAUAUUAUGUAAAUUCUAAUUACAAUGAAUCACAGUCGCCAUACCAACGUCAAGACUCAGGCAUUAGAUCUUACAAUGGGUACGAACAUCAGCGACCUGAUGAUAAUCAACAAAGAAGUUAUCAGUCUAAUGAUACAUCUCUUCAGAGGCAAACAUCUACAGGAUAUCAACGUCAGCCAUCUUACGAACAGCAUCCCCAGGUACAUGAUGGACGACAGGUUGUACAAGUAAGUAGGAUUAACGCUUUCCCUAGUGGACUUCAACAACAACAACAAACACCACCAUCACCUCCAGUUCGGGAGGAGUCGCGACCGAAUUAUCAAAGACAGACUUCUGGAGGCUCAUUUCCGAAAGCUCCUGUAUACGAAGCUAAAAUAUGUUCCGCCGGUACUCCAUCGGAAGGUUAUUUAACGAAAGAUAAUAAUGAAGUGAACCAGAAUUAUAGAAAUCAAAACAAAAUUUUGACUCCUAAAAAGAGUAGUGUACCAACUGGAAUAAGUAGUAUUGAGGAUAUAUUAUCACCGUUUGAAAAAUUUCCAAAUUAUUAUAACGAGUUUAUUAAACAAUCAAAUGAACCGAAACAAGAAACCGAUAGUGGGGUUGCUUCAGAUAUAUCGGAACCACCACGUGGUUUCGGAUCGCCAUUAAGCACAUCAUCAGAUCUUCGUCCUAGUCCUACAUACCAGGAAAGUGUCUCUGACAAUCAGAUGAAUCAACUGAAUACUGUUUACAGUCCCAUGAGCCCGAUGAGGGAGGACUUUUCUCAAACACCCUCGUCGCCUCAAGUAUCGGCGGCACCUGCACCACCACCACCGCCGCCUCCACCACCAUUGCCACCACCUUCAGACUUUGCACCACCACCGCCACCACCACCACCUCUCCCAGUUCUCCCAUUACCCGGCGCAUGGUCUCUUCCAAAACGGAAAAUACAGCCACCUUCUGAGGAACCAACUGGAGAUCAACAAAGGGUUCCAGAUGCAGUUCUAAAUACCAUGAUGAAGCAACAAGGCAGUGGUCAGCCUAAACCUUUUGCAUAUUUUACGGGUGGUAUUGAUCUGAAAGAAUUUAAGAAACGAAAUCGUCCACCACCGAAGGUAAUGCCAAAGGGCUACAAAGGUCCAACUGUAGAUGAGGAAGCUGAAGUGGCUUAUAGUAAGCCAAAACCAGUUAAGAAUCCACCACAACAAGGCCCAUAUAAACAUGUGCAAUAUAAUAACCCGAUAAAUGUAUACUCUAAGGAUAAUGCGGAACAGCAACUGAGAACACAGAGUCAAGGUUCAGUUACUGCGGUGUCUGGCCGGCGUACACGUAGACAUUCUGAAUCAAGUACUCCCCAAUUUAACUACAUUGUACCGAUGAGGACUAUUCGAAUGCCAGAUAAACCAGCAGCAGACAUAGAAAACUCCGCGGUGUAUAAAAUGAUAAAGGAGAGCGAAUCUUCAGGUAAGAGUAGCGUCCUCUUAACUCCAGACCGAGAAGGUCCUCAAAGGAAGCAGGGAUUAUCAUUCCUUCUGUUACAAACUCUGUAUGACAAUGAAAUGGAGGAGAAUAAAACAGAGACAAACACGGAGUGUGCUCCUCGUCAAAAACAUCCACCAAGAGAUCCUCUUUUACGACACAAUUCUAUAGACGAUGAAAUGACGUUUUCUGGAUUGAAUAAGAAGACUGACAUCCCUUCAAAAGCGUUCAGAAAGUUGACACGUAUAUCAAACCAAGAUGAUACUGAGCUAAAUGGUCAACAGCAAUAUCAACAAGACGCUUAUGAUAAAUAUCGUGAUGAUGACGAAGAGGAAAGCUCUAUUGGUAAAUACGAGCAGGGAUCGAUACGAUAUACUGGAAAACACAUACCUUCCCCAUCAUUUAGAGUUCUCCAGCGAUUAGCUAAAUGUCAGGAUGAUGACCAACCAGCUGCUGAACCCAUAAAACAACAAAGGGACGAGGAUGAUCUGCCUUCUGAUGAAGAUGAUGGACUUCCAGAUACACUUAGUGGGGAGGAGUUGACGAAUAAGCGUUAUAUGGGCGGACAUAUUCCUUCACGGUCAUUUAAGUAUUUACAGAUGUCUGUUGGUGAUACAGGAGCACAGAAUGGUUCUGUGGAGCAGUCAAGAGAGGCAACUCCACCACAAAGAACACCCGCUGGAACCGGAAGAACUCUCAAAAUAAUAACCAGAAGUACGGCUGUUAAGCCUCAACAACAGCAAGAAGAUACACCAAGCACAGACUUUUAAACAAAGAUAUUGUUGAUGAGAAGAAAUACGGAUUUCAAAUAGUGCAAUAAAGACAUACCAGCAUCUGAAUCAAAAACACGUUUUGUUUAAUAUAUCCGGAUUUAAGAUAAAGAAACGGUAUAUAUUAACCGGUUAUUUUUUAUAUUUGAUGUGUCAUAUUCAGUGCGCUCAUUCAUUAGUAAUAGUAAAAAUAGUUCUACUUGCAUAUUGUGCUGUAGAACUUUUUUUUUCUUUUUUAAUGUGUUUCGACAAUAUUGAUAUAAACAUGAACAUGCCUUAUUUAAUCUUUAAGUUACACUCACAGCAACAAUAUUAGUUGUAUAUUAUGAUUAUCUAUUGCAUUUUGAUUAUAGUAUUAAGAAUUUAGUCAUUAAGCCCAUACCGAGAAUUCAAUCGAGUAUUAGCAAAUGUAUUUAUAGAAAAUGAAGGAACUCUUAGAAAUGUAUGUUUCAGUGGUACACUGAAGGUUUUGCACAAAUAAUUCCACAAACUUGUUCUCGAAUCAAACUAUGAGAUAGACUUCUUCUCUGCCACUCGAACUGCACUACAGUUUCUUUCAUAAUUGCUUUCCAGUUUUCAGACAUUACAGAGUUGAAUAAACUUUUACUGUAAAUCUUUUGUAUUUGUCAAUACGUUUGCUUUGUUUCAUGUGACAUUUUGUGAUAUAUAAGUUUUGAAGAAUUUUAUUUUUAGUGAAAUGGUGUGAAUGUCAUGUUUAUUUAUUUAAUUAGAUAUUUUAUUUAUUGACAUGGAUUCAGAUAUUACAUGUAUGUGAUAAUAUUAUGUAAAUGUUCUCACUGAUGAAUACCGUUUGUUGAAAGUGUUCCAUUGUAAAAUUUAACGAACCAUUCUAAUCCUUUUGAACUAAUAAUUGAGGUAGGAGUUAUGAAUUUUGAUGGAGUUGAUAAUCGUAAUUUUGAAACACUGGGUGUGUUGAAGAGUUCAAUUCAGUAUUCGCCCUUCAUAUAAAGCAGAAAAGAAUUGUUAUUCUACAGUUGUCGAAGGUUUUGCCUAAAUAGGGAAUGGUAUACAGCUGUAAGUAGUUUUAUUUUAUUUAGUUAACUCAAAUAUGUUUUUUAAACUAGAAUUAUGUGAAAAAUUUGACACAAUAGACGUACGGUGAAAAAAUUGUAAUUUCAAUGUUUGGUUGAAGAAACAUAUCUUUCGAAACUGAAAUAAUUAGCAAUUAUUUUGUAAUUUUCAGUAUACCUAGGAUUUGAAUGGUUAUAAUAUCACAUUUUCGGUUAUCUUUCUUAGAACCCAAAUUUGUUAUGCAAGUCUUUCCUACAAACAGUAGAACUAUUGUGUUUGUGUAUUUUCAUUAAUAAAAUGCUUGACAGUA